CACGUGACUCUUCCACCAGCGACUCUUUCCAGUGUGGCUCGUCGCUCUCGUCGCGUCGCGGCUUGCGCUGAAAGAUGGCCGCGGUGGAGCAGCGCCCGCCAGUGCGGGAGGGGAUUCGGAUCGGGGUGCUGUGCCUGUGCUGGUACACCGUCAGCUCUGGAGGCAACGUGGUCAAUAAAAUCAUCCUCAACGGCUUCCCCUAUCCGGUCACAGUCUCUCUCUUUCAUAUAGUCUCCAUCAUCGUGUUUCUCCCGCCGCUGCUGCGAGCCUGGGGCGUCCCGCGAGCGGAGCUACCGGCCCGUUACUACCGCUGGUUCAUUCUGCCGCUCGCCUUCGGGAAAUACUUCGCCUCCGUCUCGGCCCAUUUCAGCAUAUGGAAGGUCCCGGUGUCGUACGCGCACACUGUGAAGGCCACCAUGCCCAUCUGGGUGGUUCUGCUGUCACGGAUUAUCAUGAGAGAGAAGCAAACCACAAAGGUCUAUGUGUCUCUUAUACCCAUCAUUGGAGGUGUUCUGUUGGCCACCGUCACUGAAUUGUCCUUUGACGUCUCUGGAUUGAUCAGCGCUCUGGCAGCAACGCUCUGCUUCUCUUUACAGAACAUAUUCUCGAAAAAGGUCUUGCGUGACACAAGGAUUCAUCACCUCCAAUUACUGAACAUCCUGGGCUUCAAUGCACUUUUGUUUAUGCUGCCCACAUGGAUUUUAGUGGACUUCUCAACCUUCCUGAUGGAUGGAGACCUGACAGAGGUUUCCAACUGGACAGGAACAAUUGUGCUGCUCCUCAUUAGUGGUUUCUGCAACUUUGCACAAAACAUGAUAGCUUUCAGUGUGCUGAACCUGGUCAGCCCACUCAGUUACGCUGUAGCCAACGCAACAAAGAGGAUCAUGGUCAUCAGUAUAUCCCUACUGAUGCUGAGGAACCCCGUCAACACCUCCAACAUUAUCGGCAUGAUGACAGCAAUACUAGGCGUCUUCCUCUAUAAUAAGGCGAAAUAUGAUUCUAACCAGGAGGCCAAAAAGAAACUGCUGCCAGUUUCAGCACAGGACAUGGUUUCAUUCGACAAGCCCCAGUCCAACGGCUCCGGGCCCUUCGCUCACAGCUCAGACUUUCAGCACACUCGCAGCACAGUGCUCACCGACCACUUUGAGUACAGCAGACAGGCCUACUCGACAAAUUACAGCUCCAAGCAGUAUGUUGUGUGAGUCGAGAACUGUGGAGGGCUCUAAAGACUGGUCUCAGACCCCUGUGCUUCAGAGAAGAUGGCUGUAUGUUUCAUACGGACGAGGGAGUGGCAGAAUGACUGGAAAAAGAAUGUUGACUCACAAAAUCCUACUGCUUUUUUUCCACAGGCCUGUUAUUUAUUUCAUUACAAACCCAUUUCGUUUAUGAGGAAUAUCUCAGUGGUAUGUGCUGGGAUAUUUUUGGUAGGGUUUUUUUUAUUUUUGCACAGGAUGCAUUUCAAUGCAGUUCAGAAUGUAAUGUGUCUUCGACGUCAUCAUGCUACUGCGAGUGAGAGACUGACAAACAGCGAGACCUCUGCCAUAUAACACACACUGGGUCACUGCAAAUACAGAUGCAUCAGGGUGUUAGACAAUGUUCUGGUUUCGCCGUUAAUUUGUAAAUAUUUUAUUUAUUUUUAUAGAGGAAGGUGUAGUGGUUGACCAUAUCAUGAACUGAAAACACCCCAUUGGUUUUUUGAAUGUCUAAUAUCUGUGAAGGAAUGCUUUUUUUAAUUCUGGGGGUGUUAAAUUAGACAGAGGUCACUGUACAAAAUCACAUGAAUCAUGGUUCAUAUGCAUGAUUAUCAAUUUUUUGUAUUGUUUUAUUUUUACUGUGCAGCCGGGAAUUACCAUACAAUGGCCAUAACUUAUAGGCCAGUUUCAUUAGUAUUAAAUGUCUGGGAAGGGGAAAUAGGGGAUUCAUAAAGCAAUUUAUUUAUUUAAAAAAAAAAAUUUCAAGAAAAAUUGACAUUCUGUACAUUUAAAUUUGUCUCAGUUCCUCAAACUGAAGUUUAAUAAAACGUUUGAGGACAUCGUUUCAAACUGUUGAUUCUUUGACACUGAACUCUAUGAACUCAGUAUUCCUUUCAAUCAUGACAGAUUGAGGUGUUUCAAGCACUUUUGGACUCAUUUUCUGGAUAAAUAUGGUAAAUCUUGAAAAAUGGUGCAACUUAGCCAAAACAAGGUUGUGGAAAGAGUUUGCGGCUGGAGAUUUCUUGUGGGCCUACUUUUAGAUGUUAUUGCCCAGUUAUCAUCUUCGUUCCCAAAUUUAUGCCAGUUUUAGCUAAAUGUGUCCGGUCAGGGAUUAGUUUAAUAUUUGUAAGCUAGCUUUUUCCCCUUUAUUUUAGUUUUUUUAAGUGUCUUGCUGCUGGAAAGUUAAGACACCGUAUUUUUUUUUGCAAAAAGCAUGCUUCUGCGAUGAGAAAAGAACUUGGAGUUCUUUGAAGAAUUUUAAAUAGCAUCAUGACAUUAUUCCCGUGUAUUUUGAAGGACUCUGUCUUUAUAUUGUGAAUUGAUUUAAUCAUUUCAUGCAGAUGAAGUGGUUCAUUAACUGAUAUUGUUACCUGAGCAGCCAAAAAGGACGGCUGUGUGUGUGCUCUCUUCCUUCUGCCUGUUUUUCAUCGGAUGAAGCCUAUUGCUCUUACUUUGUGACAUCACUAAUGUGCAAAUUCACUUCUCAGUGCCGAUUUCUUCUCUUCUCCCAAAUUCUUACUGCUUUUAGGAGACUGGUUGUGAUCUGUACAAGAAACGCUGGGCUGAUGCAGCGUAUUCAUUAACAAGACGUUGUGUGUAAGCAAUGGAAUCCCAAUUUUUUCUCAAAAUGAGAUUUUAAGGGAUUCACGAAAGUCUUUCAGAUUUUUGUGUUGUUCUUUUACACAGUAAAUAAUUGUAAACUGAGCUUGAACCCUGAACUCAACUCAACAGUACCGAUAUUUCAGCUAUUUUACCUUUUCAUUCAGAAUAUCAUGCACUACUGUAGUACUGUAGUGAGACUGACACUAAUCUGAGAGUCAUGUUAAGUACUUUUAAUUGUUUUGUUUUUUUUCCUUUGUUUUUCUAUGGUGUGGAAAUGCAUUGUCACACUCUCUGUGUUGAGAUUGUGUUUAUAUAUUAUUUAGUUUUUAAGAUGCCUUGGUACGGUUAAUGUUAAUGUAAUAUUUUUUUCCCGGUCAACUUAAAGGUUAUAAGAUGACUUAUUUUUAAAUGUGAAAAUAAACAAGAUUCAUUGAUAAA
Cyprinus carpio (common carp) is the source of this 3233-nucleotide messenger RNA. RefSeq names its product solute carrier family 35 member E1-like. Gene Ontology annotation, molecular function: antiporter activity. The record is from RefSeq and is a predicted model, not a curated record. Gene Ontology annotation, cellular component: Golgi apparatus. Lineage: Eukaryota; Metazoa; Chordata; Actinopteri; Cypriniformes; Cyprinidae.